This is a messenger RNA of Protopterus annectens (West African lungfish), 1057 nucleotides long. RefSeq names its product arrestin domain-containing protein 3-like. Lineage: Eukaryota; Metazoa; Chordata; Ceratodontiformes; Protopteridae. Gene Ontology annotation, biological process: protein transport. Gene Ontology annotation, cellular component: cytoplasm. Bases 78 to 485 code for a protein of 135 amino acids. The transcript has 4 exons. The record is from RefSeq and is a predicted model, not a curated record.
UCCCUCAGACUCUAACAAACAAGAAGACUAUUGGUUGUUUCUGCUGUUCUUUUGGACCAGUAAUCUUAACUGUCACAAUGGAAAGGAUGGGCUAUACUCCCGGUGAAUCACUUCCAAUCAUUGUUGAGAUUCAGAACAAGUCAUCUCGAUCAGUUGUACCUGAGGCAGCAAUUUAUCAAAUGCAAUCCUUCUUUUCAAAAAGUAAUAAAACAAAAGUACUAACGCGUCUGAUUAAAAUGAAUGGACAACAAGUGUCUGCAAAAACAUCUGAGACAUGGAAUUGUCAGAUCUAUGUACCACAAUAUCCUCCUCCUGUUCUUAAUUGUUCUAUUCUUCGUAUGGAAUAUGCACUAAAGGUAAGACUGAAGAUAACCGGAUCAUCUAGCUUGAAAAUAUGCAUGCCACUGAUUAUCGGAAGCAUUCCAGUACAAUCUGUUUAUUCCUCAGACUUUGUGACACAACCAUUUAGUUACAUCACCAUCUGAAGAUUAAGAGAAGAAAGAACAAAGGUGUCUCUCUAUCACCAGUACAAAUUUGAUCUUCUAGAGCUGACAACAUAUAAUCCAAGUAAUUGUUCAAAGCUGGAUUAAAACAUCACUAAUAUAAGAGUUAAUGGCACAAGAAGAACAAUAACAGUUGUAGUUUGUGAUUUUGCAGCAUUUGUUUCAGGAACAGUGUCUGCCUGUGAAAAGAAGCAGAUGUCAGCAUUACUUGUAAGGACAUACAAUUCUAGCUGCUAAAACUGGUAUUUUAUUCUCUAUUCAAGGACAAUCAGAGUUUUUGUGUUUAACAGACUGUUGCUUGAUAUGAGAUCACAUGAUUAGUUCUGCUUACAUGUUCCACAUUUCCUGCUUCAUCUGUACACUUUUAUAUGUAUUGUACACAUAACUAUUUUGUCUUUCCUUGAAACAGAAUUGAAAUAUUACAAUUCCAAUCAUAUUAGCAACUGCUGGAGCAUAAGUUGUGGUCAGCUAACUGUUUCACUAAAAAAGUCUGUAACUGGAGGUUGAUGGCUGGAGUUGAUGUUUCUAUGUAUAAUCCAGAAGGCAAUAAAGCA